Eimeria mitis is the source of this 1107-nucleotide messenger RNA. RefSeq lists its product as uncharacterized. The record is from RefSeq and is a predicted model, not a curated record. The coding region runs from base 1 to 1107 and encodes 368 amino acids. NCBI's taxonomy places the organism in Eukaryota, Apicomplexa, Conoidasida, Eucoccidiorida, Eimeriidae. The transcript has 3 exons.
AUGCUGCCGCAGAUAGCAGCAACCCGGCAGGUGCUGAACGCCACGCGGCUGUCUCCUGUCCCCCCGGUGUCUCCUCCGCUGUAUCGAGUGUCUUUGUGGGGUGUCUUGGCGGAGACACUGCUGCCGCACAUUACUCGCCUCGUGCUGCAGCAGCACACACGGCAGGUGCUGAACGCCACGCGGCUGUCUCCUGUCCCCCCGGUGUCUCCUCCGCUGUAUCGUGUGUCUUUGUGGGGUGUCUUGGCGGAGACACUGCUGCCGCACAUUACUCGCCUCGUGCUGCAGCAGCAGCUGCUGCUGCUGCAUGCAUGUCUUUGGCCAGAAGAAACACCAACAGAGACCAGCAGCAGAGGCUGCAGCAGCCCCAGCAGCAAGAACUGCAGCAGCAAGAACUGCAGCAGCAACAGCAGCAGCAACAGCAGCAGCAACAGCACGACUCCUGAAGCGCCCAUGCAGCCGCCGCACUCUCAACAGCAGCAGCAGCAGCAGCAGCAACAGCAGCAGCAGCAGCAGCAGCAGCAGCAGCAGCAGCAGUCUCUUGCGGAUGUUGUUUCCUCCGUGUCUCCUCCUGCUGUGUCUCAGGCAGCAGCAAAAGCAGCACUAACAGCAGCAACUGCAGCAGCAACAGCAGUAGCAGCAGCACUGGCGCCAAUGCAGCCGCCGCACUCUCAACAGCAGCAGCAGCAGCAGCAGCAGAAACAGCAGCAGCAGCAGCAGCAGCAGUCUCUUGCGGAUGUUGUUUCCUCCGUGUCUCCUCCUGCUGUAUCUCAGGCAGCAGCAAAAGCAGCACUAACAGCAGCAACUGCAGCAGCAACAGCAGUAGCAGCAGCACUGGGGAGACACCUCUGGAUACCCCCGCCGCAGCCGCUGCUGCUGCAGUCCCUGCUGGGCCUCUCCACCCACCGCAAGGUAAAUGCAAGCCAGGCCUGGCGACCAGCAGCAGCAGCAGCAGCAACAGCAGCAGCAGCAGCAGCAGCGGACGGGUUGUGGCAAGAAGCCUCAGUAGUUCCACCAGAAACAGCAACUGCUGCUUCUGCUGCUGCUGCUCCUGUUGUCGCUGUUCCCGUUGCUGCUGCUGCUCAGGCAUGCGCUGCUGCUACAUUAUAG